AGCACAUGGUUGUUGUUUACGUUGCCGGGCCAGUCCACAGCGUUCGCUUCGCUGGUUUCAAUUUAAAGUGUGCCGAUUUUACGAAUAGUAAGCAAAAAAGCAGCUCUACUCACCAUGUCGGAAGUCGACGAACAGAUGGAGGUGGCCGAGGAUCAAAACAUCGAGGACGCCGAUCUGGAAAAUGCAAGCGACGGGGACGAUGAUGAUGAGGAUCUGGAGGAGAAGGAGGAUGGCAAGGCAAAGGUUUACCUACCCGGCGGUAAACUGUCCAACGACGAGGAGCUGGUGUGCGACGAAUCCGCCUACAUUAUGCUGCACCAGGCACAUACCGGAGCACCCUGCCUCAGCUUCGACAUUGUGAGCGAUCCGCUCGGCGAUGAUCGGGAAACGUUCCCUCUGACGGCGUAUGUUGUCGCCGGUACGCAAGCGGCUCGUACGCACGUGAACAGCGUGAUCGUAAUGAAGAUGGCCAAUCUGACGCGCACCUCGAAACAGUCGGCCGACGGUGAGUCCGACGAUGAUGAGGAGGUGAGCGAUAGCGAGGACGUAAACGAGGACCAAACGCCCAUCCUAACGAGCGUGAUGAUCAAGCACCCCGGGUGCGUAAACCGGUUGCGUGUGUCCACGUUCGGCAGCUCGCAGUACGUGGCCUCGUGGAGCGAGAUGGGCAAGGUGCACAUUUACAACAUCAACGAACAGCUGGCGGCCAUCGACGAUAGCAGGGCGCGCAAGACGUACCAGCAGAACAAGACCGGUGACGGGGUGAAGCCGGAUUUCACCUUUUCCGGGCACCAGAAGGAAGGCUUCGCGAUCGACUGGUGUCCGACGACGCGUGGCAUGCUGGCGACGGGCGACUGCCGGCGUGACAUUCACAUCUGGCGCCCGAACGACAAGGGUGCGUGGAACGUGGACCAGCGGCCGCUCGUGGGGCACACGGAUUCGGUCGAGGAUAUUCAGUGGAGCCCGAACGAAGCGAAUGUGCUCGCCUCCUGCUCGGUGGACAAAUCGAUCCGCAUUUGGGACUGUCGGGCGGCGCCCGCCAAAGCCUGCAUGCUGACGGCGGAGAAUGCGCACGAAAGCGAUGUGAAUGUAAUUAGCUGGAAUCGUAACGAACCGCUCAUCGCUAGUGGUGGCGAUGACGGUGUGCUGCAGAUAUGGGAUCUGCGUCAGUUCCAGUCGAAAACACCCGUGGCAACGUUUAAGCACCACACCGACCACAUAACGACCGUCGAGUGGCAUCCGAAGGAAUCGACCAUCCUAGCGUCCGGUGGUGACGACGAUCAGAUUGCCCUGUGGGAUCUGUCCGUGGAGAAGGACGAUGGGGACGAUGCGAAUGACGAUCCGAACUUGAAGGAUCUUCCACCACAGCUGCUGUUCAUCCACCAGGGGCAGAGCGAGAUCAAGGAACUGCACUGGCAUCCGCAGCUGAAGGGUGUGAUACUGUCCACGGCACACAGCGGGUUCAACGUUUUCCGUACGAUAAGCGUUUAAUGGCAAUAGGAAUACAUUCACAGGAGCACAACGACGGUGAGUGCUGCUUGUAAAACUAAA
Molecule: messenger RNA, 1551 nt
Organism: Anopheles arabiensis
Lineage: Eukaryota; Metazoa; Arthropoda; Insecta; Diptera; Culicidae
Product: glutamate-rich WD repeat-containing protein 1
Exons: 2
Coding region: 115-1491 (458 amino acids)
Molecular function (GO): protein binding
Source: RefSeq, a predicted model, not a curated record